AUGGACAAUGCUACACCCGACAUGCUAGGCCGUCGUGGCCGACUUACCCCACAGCCUGCUCAUCAGUCUAGCCCCAUCGUUGACAUACAGGAUCCAGAUCCGGACAACAAUGCUGUCGGCUUAGCCAUCGCAAAGUUGCAGGAGAUCCUCGUCUCUGUCUACGAAUCACUCGAGAAUAAAGAAGUUCUCCGUGUACCAUACAAAUUCCGUCCAGCGUCUCGAAGGAACCGUCCCAGCGCAGCCCGCCCAACCCGCUCUCGACCCGCGCCAUCCGUCCUCCAAUUCCCUGGUCGGACUGAGAAUGAGAGCAUUAAAUUUACUCAGGUGCUGAAGAUUAUUCACCUCUCCCACAGCUCCCUCCUGUCUGGUAAUCCGGUCACCAAGAGAAAUUUGUUCUACCAAUGUCCCGAUCUCUUCAAGAGUCAGGCCAUUGUUGACGGCCUGGUCGACGACAUUAGCUACACCCUUGGAAUAGGGCGGGAUGACCUGAAUAUUGUUGCCAGCGCCAAAGGACUUUUGGCAGGACCAAUUAUUCUGCAUAUGAGAGACUCGUCCAGUGUCAGCGCAUCUGCAAGCGAUACUGGGGUCACAAUCCCGACAACGAGAAACAUCUCUCAAAUCGACUUCCAGCAUGCUAAGUGGGUGCUUGUAAUCGAGAAAGAUGAUACGUCAUCUGCCGGGCAAGGUAUUCUAAUUACGGGCAAGGGUGUUCCCGAUCUACAUACAAAGCAGUUCCUUCAUCUACUUCAUUCAGCCAAGCCAGAACUCCCCAUCUACGGCCUUGUCGACUUUGACCCAUACGGAGUCAACAUCAUGCGUUGCUACAGCCAUGGAUCCCGAGGACAUGCUCAUGAAGUCGGAGUCACCGUUCCGACCAUGCAGUGGCUUGGAAUCAAGAGCGAUAACCUCGUCGGUCGCCGAGAUGUGGAGGUCGACGAUGACGACCUUGCCGAAGUCCCCAAUCCUACCUUUUCCAGGCGGCAAGAAUCUAAAAGCAACUUCGAAGCCACAGGUGCGCUCAAAGAGAGGGACCGAAAGAUUGCGAAGACCUUGCUGGGAAACAUACCCGACGACUUGGACGAGUACAACAUCGAGUGUCGAAGGGAGCUGCAGAUCAUGCUAUUUUUGAACGUCAAGGCAGAGAUACAAGCGGUGGAUGAUGCCGGUGACAUUUCGAACUGGCUGGAUGCACAUCUGACGAGAGUUUGA
Messenger RNA from Colletotrichum gloeosporioides, 1209 nucleotides. RefSeq names its product Meiotic recombination protein rec12. Bases 1 to 1209 code for a protein of 402 amino acids. Gene Ontology annotation, cellular component: nuclear chromosome. Gene Ontology annotation, molecular function: DNA topoisomerase type II (double strand cut, ATP-hydrolyzing) activity; DNA binding; ATP binding. The transcript has 7 exons. Gene Ontology annotation, biological process: meiotic DNA double-strand break formation; meiotic DNA double-strand break processing; reciprocal meiotic recombination. The record is from RefSeq and is a predicted model, not a curated record. NCBI's taxonomy places the organism in Eukaryota, Fungi, Ascomycota, Sordariomycetes, Glomerellales, Glomerellaceae.